Messenger RNA from Sander lucioperca (pikeperch), 3490 nucleotides. It is a transcript of the gene reep2, whose product is annotated as receptor accessory protein 2. Lineage: Eukaryota; Metazoa; Chordata; Actinopteri; Perciformes; Percidae. Gene Ontology annotation, molecular function: taste receptor binding; microtubule binding. The coding region runs from base 242 to 1093 and encodes 283 amino acids. The record is from RefSeq and is a predicted model, not a curated record. The transcript is spliced from 8 exons. Gene Ontology annotation, cellular component: cytoplasmic microtubule; endoplasmic reticulum tubular network; endoplasmic reticulum membrane. Gene Ontology annotation, biological process: endoplasmic reticulum tubular network organization.
CAGUCUUUCCAGCAGUGGUAGAGAGCAGAGCAGCUUGGAGCCAGAAACUGCAGAAGCACAUCCUCAGUUGCUGCGAGCCCACCUAACAGCACAGCAGAGCGGACAGGCAGCACCGGCCAGCCUCCCGGUUCACAUCGCAUCACACCGCGUCCUAGAGGGGAAUGGGGGGCACCCAGCCCGCUAGCUAACUGACUAGAUUUCUCUAGAAGCGGUGAAGGCUCACGGCCGGCGCUCCAAAAAGAUGGUAUCCUGGAUGAUUUCGAGGAUAGUCGUCCUUGCCUUUGGGACGCUCUACCCAGCAUACUCGUCAUACAAGGCUGUUAAAACGAAGAACGUUAAGGAAUAUGUGAAGUGGAUGAUGUACUGGAUAGUGUUUGCGUUGUUCUCUACAGCAGAGACAGCCACAGACCUGCUCCUAUCAUGGUUUCCAUUUUACUUUGAGCUGAAGAUUGCCUUUGUGAUCUGGCUCCUGUCCCCGUACACCAAGGGCUCCAGUGUCCUCUACCGCAAGUUUGUCCACCCAACGCUGUCCAACAAAGAGAAGGAGAUAGAUGAGUACAUUGCGCAGGCCAAAGACAGGAGUUAUGAGACCAUGAUGAAGUUUGGAAAGAGGGGUCUCAACCUGGCUGCUAAUGCUGCUGUCACCGCAGCCGCCAAGGGGCAGGGCGUGCUGUCGGACAAGCUGCGGAGUUUCAGCAUGCAGGACCUGACUCUCAUCAAUGCUGAGGAUGAGCUGGAUCUGCACACCUCAGACGCCCGCAUGAGACGGGAGCCCAAGGACGAUUUGAGCUCAGGGUCCAGCACGCUGCCCCGGGCCAAGAGCACCGCUGCACGGCAGACCCGCUCUCUAGCGGCCAUGUCCCUUGCUGACGACACAUCAUCCCAACACAGCUCUGACCAAUCAGACACAAGGACUGAACACUCUGAUGAAGAUGUAGGAGACAAAGCCCCCAAACGCACUACCAGCGUCAAGGCAACCAAGAAACCUGCUGCUGCUGCUGCUGCUGCUGCUAAGACAGAGACUCAAACCAAGACGGUGAAGAAGCCGACCAAGAAAAAGGCCACGACUAACAAUGCAGAGACGCCACCAUGAGGCCUGCUGUCCACAUCCACCUGCCUAUACUCUCUCGACCCACAGCCUGCGUGCCCUUCGUCCUCUGUUUAGUCUCCACACAAACACACAUACACUGUGUAUAUUAAGCACUGAAAUUGUGUCACUCCUGCUGGUUUUUAGAGAAAAGUGUAGGUUUUGGUUUUUAGCAGUAUGUGGGCACCCUUAGGUAGGGAACAGUUCUUUUACACAGACUGAGUUGUUGCAUAUUUUGCCUCACUCUUUACUUACUGUGAGCUAAUCACAGAUUUAACAUAUGGGUUAUUUUUUGUCUGACAAUGGUCAGUGAUACAUCCAUAAAUGCUCCUUUUUCCUUUAACCCCUAGACAUAUAGGUCCCUAUUGUAGGUGAGAACGUAACCUGGCUAUGUUGCAGUUUCACCAGUCCCUUCAUUCACGUCCUGUUGCCGCCAUUGUGACAUUCUCAAUGGAGGCUGUUUUUGGUUAAAGUAUCGCCGGUAAAAUAUCACAUUCUUCACUCCUAGUUCUCUAGAUAAGGAUCCCUUAUGUGUCCUCUGAACUACUCCUGCAUGGUUCCAAUUGAAAGUAAAAAUCACACCCUCUCUGUGUGUACAGGCUACAAUUCUGGGUCCUCAUCUGGACCUUACCCCAAUGGUAGAAAUCCAGAGAGCCACAGUUGGCUUUAAGUUUAUUGUGCCUGAGGUUUUUUUCUUUUUACUGAGGAAUAAGAAGGUAGUUCAAAUUAACUUUAAAGCAUUGGUUGAUAGUUGUAGACCAUAUUACUGUUUCAGACCUAAUAAUUCCCACUUUUGACUACAGCUCAGCUCUUAAUACCACCACUAUGCCCUAGCUCACGCAACUGUCUAGUUUUACAGGAUGACCUGUCAUCAAACCGGUUUUGGUUCUCUAUUUUACCUUAGUUUGAACCUCUUUGACUGCAUCUUAGGCCUCACAGCUUGUGGAAAAGUUUAGCUUCUCCUCAUUAGGUCUGUAUAGUGAGUCUGGCUCUGCUAAGUUCAGGUCUCACUUUCAGCAACUUACUUCCUCACGGCUUUUAAUGUGACUUUCACGUCAUGUACAGUACUGGUGAUGGAGUGGUUUGCUUAGUGUUGGCUGAGUUAUCCUUUACUAAGACUUCACUCUCCUAUUUAUUACCCUUCUGUUUUAUCCACUUCUUUUGGUCAUAUGAUAUUAGUAAUAGGUAUGAUCAGUUGUGCAAAGCCAGGCCUCUUAAGGUAAUGCUGCAGCUCCACAAAACAUAAAUACAGUAGUCAUUAAAGAGUUUCUGGUGUUUUGUGAGGCAACAUAUCUGCUUUCACCACAGUAGUGAGGUCUGUAUAUUGUUUGUGUUUAACAUUUGAAAGUCAUGGAGUAGCUCUGCACUUUCUCACUCCUUUUACCCAGCUGUGUGGUGACACUCUGCCUUUUUGUAAUGUUUAUCUCAGAAGCCAGGAUAAAGCAUAGCAAUAUGGAACAAAAUUAAACCAACAUCAGGAGACUGUGAGGAAGUAUUUUCUCAAUCCCGUGAUGUUGUUCUAGAUGUGGAGGAAGUGUCAGUCCAGACUCCGGGUGUUUCUAAACACAUUGGACUUUUGUUCUGGGAUGGGCUCGUCUGGUUGCCAGCCACUGCAUUGGGCGUGGUUUCUUCCUAGUGCUCUAAUGAGAGAUUUAAAAGCAUGAGACUACAUCAACCCUCAUUACUGUUGUCUGCAGUGUGACACUAUUUUGAACCAGUAGGUGGAGACAAACCCCACCUCAACUGUUGGCCGAGUUAUUAAAUAAUAUUUAAACAGAAUGUAAAUAGUAACCUUGACUGUAAAUACAGUAUGAGCUUGCUUGCCUUAUACAUUCUGUGGGCUUGAAUCCAUUGACAUUUUUACUCAUUUGUGUGCUUUUUUAAAUUCUUAGUUCUGACAAAUCCUCUAUGUUCUGAAACUGGAAGAAGCUCAGACUCCACCAGUGUGGAAUUCUAGUGUUAGAAGUGAUUUUUGUAUUUUACAGACUUUAACUUUUUUUUUCUGUCCUUAGUCGUUCAUUUUAACUUUAUCACAAAGUAAGGAAUCUUCUGACUGAGUAUAUUUGUUGUUUGUACAUUCACAUCCUGCUGUGUACUCUACUCAGACUGGUGAAAAAAUAUAUUAGGGCCAAAAGUUGAAAAUAGACUUUUCUGUCUUUAAAUUUAAGAAGACAGCACAUAAUAGAGAAAUUUUGUCUUUUACAACCCUGCUAUUCUUGUGUUUAUGCCAUUUUUCUAUAUUUAUUGUUCGUUAAAAUCCAUAUUGUGUACAGGGAUUUUCAUUUGUUUGUGCCAAUUCUGAAAGCUCCAUGUCAAAAAGCGUUACAAUGUGUGUACUGGGACAGUAGUAUCUAAAAAGGUCAUAUAUCAGUAAUAAAACUACCAAUAAAGUGUUUAUUAGUG